GGCGGCCCCGCAGCCAUGAGCGCGGCCGGGAGCCCCGACGGGGCGGCCGCGGGGCCGGCGCUGCUGCUGGCACUCGGUGCCCUCCUGCUGCUGGCCGGGGCGCGCCGGCGCGGCGGCACCAGGCGGGGGCUGUCGGGCGGCAGGAGCCCCCCGGGACCCUUCCCCUGGCCGCUGGUGGGCAACGUGCUGCAGCUGGGCCGCCUGCCCCACCUGGCCUUCGGGCGCAUGGCGCGGCGCUACGGGGCCGUCUUCCAGCUGCGGCUGGGCCGCCGCCGGGUGCUGGUGCUCAACGGCGAGGCGGCCAUCCGCCGGGCGCUGGUGGGCCUGGGCACCCGCUUUGCCGGCCGCCCCGACUUCCCGUCCUUCGAACUGGUGUCCGGGGGGCGCAGCGUGGCUUUCGGGUCCUGCUCGCCCCGCUGGAGGGCUCGCCGGCGCCUGGCCCACGCCGCCCUGCGCGCCCGCUCGACGGCGGCCGAGGUGGAGCGGCACGUGGCGGCCGAGGCCGGGGACCUCAUCCAGCUCUUCCUCCAGCACAGCCAGGGCGGCGCCUACUUCGAGCCCUCCCCGCUCUUGGUGGUGGCCAACGCCAACGUCCUCUGCGCCCUCUGCUUCGGCCGCCGCUACGGCCACACCAACAGUGAGUUCAGGGCUCUGCUGGGCCGUAACGACCGCUUUGGGCAGACGGUGGGGGCGGGCAGCGUGGUGGACGUGCUGCCUUGGCUCCUGCGCUUCCCCAACCCCGUGCGCCGCGUCUUCCGCGACUUCCAAGCCCUCAACCGGGAGCUGCACAGCUUCGUACGUGCCAAGGUGGCGCAGCACCGCCAGACCUUUGACCCGUGCACCCUGCGUGAUGUGACUGACGUCAUGAUCGCUGCUGUGGAGCGCGGCGACAGGCCCCCGGAGGGGCUGGGACCCGAGGAUGUGGAGGGGGCAAUGACUGACAUCUUCGGUGCGGGGCAGGACACCACAUCCACAGCGCUCUCGUGGGUCCUCCUGCUGCUGCUGAAGCACCCGCGGCUCCAGCGGGACCUCCAGGCUGAGCUGGACCGGGUUGUGGGACACUCCCGGUUGCCCACAGCUGAGGACCGUGCCCACCUGCCCCUCCUGGAGGCCUUCAUCUACGAGACGCUGCGCUACAGCAGCUUUGUGCCCAUCACCAUCCCGCACGCUACCACAGACGACGUGGAGCUUGAGGGCUUCCACAUCCCCAAAGGCACCGUGGUCUUCAUCAACCAGUGGUCGGUCAACCACGACUGCAGCAAGUGGCCUGACCCACAACGCUUCGACCCCACGCGCUUCUUGGAUGUGCAACAGCGCCUGGACCGCGACCGGGCUGGCAGUGUCAUGGUCUUCUCAGCUGGACAGCGGCGCUGCAUCGGCGACCAGCUCUCCAAGCUCCAGCUUUUCCUCUUCACUGCCAUCCUCCUCCACCAGUGCUCCUUCCAUGCCAACCCAGCGGAGCAUCUCACCAUGGACUGCAUCCACGGGCUGGCGCUGAAGCCACGGCCCUUCACCGUCACCGUGCGGCAGAGGCUCCCCACACUCAUCCAGCCCUGAGCAGGUGCUGGGUCCCGGCUGGUGCUGUGCCCCCUCGGUUUGGACCUGGCAGGGCCGGGGUGCAGGGGAAGACCCUGCCUUGCCCGCAGGAGGAUCUUGCCACGGUGCAUCCCUGCCCCUGGUUGUAGGGUGGAGGGCAGAGAGUCCCCACAGCAAUAAAUGCCUUUGACAUGG
Falco peregrinus (peregrine falcon) is the source of this 1731-nucleotide messenger RNA. RefSeq names its product cytochrome P450 1B1-like. Gene Ontology annotation, molecular function: heme binding; steroid 17-alpha-monooxygenase activity; iron ion binding. Gene Ontology annotation, biological process: progesterone metabolic process; hormone biosynthetic process. NCBI's taxonomy places the organism in Eukaryota, Metazoa, Chordata, Aves, Falconiformes, Falconidae. Bases 16 to 1557 code for a protein of 513 amino acids. The record is from RefSeq and is a predicted model, not a curated record. The transcript has a single exon.